GGCUCGACGUGCCCCGCCGCGGGGUGGUGCUCUGACUUCGGCAACCGUUGAAGGACUGCCUCGGGGGGGAAGCGGCCCCGGUCCCUUAAACACCUUUUCAAACUUACUCUGCGCUAAGAGGAAUGACUGCACCAUUUUUCUGAACUAUGGCAUUCAAAUCCUGUAGUGAGAACUUCUCUACAGAAUCCCCAAAUUGGGCAAGGAUGGUGGAGAUUUUGGCAGAUUAUGGCUUCGUCUCCUCCCAGCACUGAGGAUAUUAUUACAGACCUGUACUACAAGAAAUGAUGAAGUUCUUCAAGUGAAAAAGAAAAGAUACUAGCAGACUAUUUGGAUCUUCAGGAGCAAUGAAGGACAUCCAAAAUGCAACUUUCAUUGUUAGAGAGAGGAGAGAGAGAGAGAAGCCUUGUUGGUUGACGUCACUUGGUUCAUGAAGCCUUCGCCUAGAAGUGAAGCUGCUGAACAAACCUUGAGAAGAAUCAUCUCCUGCUUCAAUCUGCUGCUGGAUAGGAACUAAUCAGAGAGCGAGAGGCGGAAGACGGAGGAGGAGGGAGCCCAGGGCUUUCCCGAUCACAAACCUCACCUCCACUCCAACUCUCUACACUUUUCUUGCAGAAAUUAUAACAGGAAUAAGGAGGCGGUGAGGAUUUAAAAAAUCGGAACCUUAAACCAUCUGGGAAGGCACAAAUCCCAUCCACCGCAACUCUCAGUUGGGAAGUGAAGGUUUCUUAACAGUAAUGUCACAAGACUGACCACGCUGAUCACAAUAUGGAGUCUGGAGAACGGUUGCCAUCCUCAACAGCCUCCUCUACUACACCAACUUCCUCUUCCACCCCUUCUGUGGCUUCGGCAAUUUCUAAGGGUGGCCUUUCCACUGGAGCUGCUUCGCUUAGCCCUACAAUCAACCCAUGUGGACAUUUAUUCAGAGCAGCUGGGGACCAACCGUUUAACCUGUCCACAGUGUCGAGUGCCUUCCCAAUGGUCAGCCACCCAGUCUUUGGUCUACAUUCAGCCAGCUCAGGGCAUUCAGAAUUUGGUGGUUUGGGGACACUUGGUACACCCACAGCCUUAGCCGCACAUCCCCAACUAGCAUCUUUUCCAGGUGCGGAAUGGUGGCGAACAGCAGACGUUCAUACUCGUCCCGCGGCACCCUACUUCCCAUCACUACUCGGAAUUCCACCACUGUUUGCUCCUCCAGCCCAGAAUCAUGAUUCUUCAUUCCAUUCAAGGACUUCAGGAAAAAGUAACCGAAAUAGUCUUGAAAAAGGUAUAAAUGGUUCAGUUAAUGGAAACAGUACAUCAUCUGUAAUUGGUGUCAACACAUCUGUACUAGCCACUACUGCUUCAAGUUCCAUGGGACAGACUAAAGGUACCAGUUCAGGUGGUGGAAAUCUAAAAUGUAAUCAGGAACAAAGCAAAAGUCAGCCUUUGGAUGGUAGGGCUGACAAAAUCAAAGAUAAGAAACCAAGGAAGAAAGCUAUGGAAAGUUCUAGCAACACUGAUAGUGAUUCAGGCACAUCUUCAGAUACCUCAAGUGAAGGUAUUAGUAGCAGUGAUUCAGAUGAUCUAGAAGAAGAUGAAGAGGAGGAGGAUCAAAGUAUUGAAGAAAGUGAAGAGGAUGAUUCUGAUUCAGAGAAUGAAGCACAACAUAAAAGUAACAACCAGGUGCUAUUACAUGGUGUUUCAGACCCAAAAGCAGAUGGACAGAAAGCAACUGAAAAAGCCCAGGAAAAAAGAACACACCAGCCAUUACCUCUAGUGUCUGAAUCCCAGACUCACUCAUCAUUCCAAUCCCAGCAGAAGCAGCCUCAGGUUUUGUCACAGCAGCUUCCAUUUAUUUUCCAAAGCUCUCAGGCAAAGGAGGAAUCUGUGAACAAACACACCAGUGUAAUACAGUCUACGGGAUUGGUGUCUAAUGUGAAACCUUUAUCUUUGGUAAACCAAGCCAAAAAGGAAAUUUACAGGAAACUUAUAGUUCCUUCUCCUGAUGUACAUAAAGCAGGGAAUAAAAAUACCUCUGAAGAAACUAAUUCUUUGACCAGUGAAUUGCGAUCCAAACGGGAACAAUAUAAGCAGACAUUCCCGUCACAGUUAAAGAAACAGGAGUCAUCCAAGAGCCUGAAGAAGGUUAUUGCAGCUUUGUCAAACCCAAAAGCAACCUCUAGCUCACCAGCACAUCCAAAACAAACACUAGAAAACAACCACCCUAAUCCAUUCUUGACAAAUGCACUUUUAGGUAACCACCAACCAAAUGGAGUUAUUCAAAGUGUCAUUCAAGAAGCUCCUCUAGCACUUACUACCAAAUCUAAAGUUCAGAGUAAACUUAAUGAAAACAUUGCUACAGCAAGCAACACCCCCUUUUCUUCACCUGUGAAUCUGAGUACAAGUGGAAGAAGAACACCUGGCAAUCAGACCCCUGUAAUGCCCUCUGCCUCUCCUGUACUCCAUAGUCAAGGGAAGGAGAAAGCAACGAGCAAUAACACAAACACAUUAAAAACACAACAUCACUCUCAUCCUGCAAAGUCUCUGGUGGAACAAUUCAGAGGAACAGAUUCAGAUAUUCCUAGCAGUAAAGAUUCAGAAGAUUCAAAUGAGGAUGAAGAGGAAGAUGAUGAAGAAGAUGAAGAAGAUGAUGAAGAUGAUGAAUCUGAUGACAGCCCAUCAGAAUCAGAUAGUAAUUCAGAAUCAGAUACAGAAGGAUCAGAAGAAGGAGAUGAUGAUGAUAAAGACCAAGAUGAGUCAGAUAGUGAUACUGAAGGAGAAAAAUCAUCAAUGAAACUGAAUCAAACAACUUCCUCUGCCAAAAGCCCUUCUGUUAGUCUCCCAGCUCACUCCACACCUCGAAACCUCCACAUAGGAAAAACUCCAAGCUCUGCCCCUGCUGCCUUAUGUUCUGAAUCUCAGUCACCCCCGGCUUUUCUUGGCACAUCUUCUUCCACACUUACUUCCAGUCCACAUUCAGGCACUUCCAAAAGAAGAAGAGUAACAGAUGAACGUGAACUUCGUAUUCCUUUGGAAUAUGGCUGGCAGAGAGAGACAAGAGUAAGAAACUUUGGUGGGCGCCUUCAAGGAGAAGUAGCAUAUUAUGCUCCAUGUGGAAAGAAACUUAGGCAGUACCCUGAUGUAAUAAAGGGAAUGCAGUGGUGUCUUUUGAAAGAAGAGGAUGUCAUUCCUCGUAUCAGGGCAAUGGAAGGCCGCAGGGGAAGACCACCAAAUCCAGAUAGACAGAGAGCAAGAGAGGAAUCCAGGAUGAAACGUCGGAAGGGUCGACCUCCAAAUGUUGGCAAUGCUGAAUUCCUGGAUAACACAGAUGCCAAAUUACUAAGAAAACUGCAAGCUCAAGAAAUAGCCAGGCAAGCAGCACAAAUAAAACUUUUGAGAAAACUUCAAAAACAAGAACAGGCUCGGGUUGCCAAAGAAGCUAAAAAACAACAAGCAAUAAUGGCUGCCGAGGAGAAAAGAAAGCAAAAAGAACAAAUCAAGAUUAUGAAACAACAGGAAAAAAUUAAAAGGAUACAGCAAAUCAGAAUGGAAAAAGAACUUCGAGCUCAGCAAAUUCUAGAGGCUAAAAAGAAAAAGAAGGAAGAAGCGGCAAAUGCCAAAUUAUUGGAAGCCGAGAAACGAAUAAAGGAGAAAGAAAUGAGAAGACAACAAGCUGUCCUUCUGAAGCAUCAGGAGUUGGAGAGGCAUAGACUAGAUAUGGAACGGGAGAGAAGGAGACAACACAUGAUGCUUAUGAAAGCUAUGGAAGCUCGUAAGAAAGCAGAAGAAAAAGAGCGGUUGAAACAAGAAAAACGUGAUGAGAAAAGAUUAAAUAAAGAGCGUAAACUGGAGCAACGGAGAUUAGAACUAGAAAUUGCAAAGGAGCUAAAGAAGCCAAAUGAAGACAUGUGCUUAGCAGACCAAAAGCCUUUGCCAGAGUUGCCUCGUAUUCCAGGACUUGUUCUCUCUGGAAGUACAUUUUCAGACUGUCUCAUGGUGGUGCAGUUCUUACGAAACUUUGGUAAAGUUUUGGGCUUUGAUGUGAAUAUUGAUGUUCCAAACCUGAGUGUUCUUCAAGAGGGAUUACUAAAUAUAGGGGACAGCAUGGGUGAAGUCCAAGACCUACUGGUGAGGCUCCUCUCCGCUGCUGUGUGUGAUCCAGGUCUAAUUACAGGAUACAAGGCCAAAACAGCUCUUGGAGAACAUUUGCUGAAUGUUGGUGUGAACCGAGACAAUGUGUCUGAGGUUUUGCAGAUUUUUAUGGAAAAUCACUGUGGACAAACUGAGCUCACUGAAAGCCUGAAGACCAAAGCUUUUCAGGCUCACACUCCAGCACAGAAGGCUUCAAUCCUGGCUUUCCUGAUCAAUGAACUGGCAUGCAGUAAGAGUGUGGUGAGUGAAAUUGAUAAGAACAUUGAUUAUAUGUCAAACUUGAGGAGAGAUAAAUGGGUAGUUGAAGGUAAACUCCGCAAGCUUAGAAUCAUCCAUGCUAAGAAGACAGGCAAAAGAGACACCUCUUGUGGCAUUGACCUUGGCGAAGAGCAGCAUCCUUUGGGCACACCCACUCCAGGGCGCAAGCGAAGAAGGAAGGGAGGAGACAGUGAUUAUGAUGAUGAUGAUGACGAUGAUAGUGAUGACCAAGCUGAUGAGGACGAUGAAGAUGAAGAAGAUAAAGAUGACAAAAAAGGGAAGAAGACUGAUAUCUGUGAAGAUGAGGAUGAAGGUGACCAAGCAGCAAGUGUGGAAGAACUAGAAAAACAGAUUGAAAAACUGAGUAAACAACAGAGUCAGUACAGAAGAAAGCUUUUCGAUGCUUCUCAUUCUUUACGUUCAAUGAUGUUUGGCCAGGAUCGAUACAGACGCCGAUACUGGAUUCUUCCCCAGUGUGGGGGGAUAUUUGUGGAAGGCAUGGAGAGUGGUGAAGGACUAGAAGAAAUUGCAAAGGAAAAGGAAAAGCUUAAAAAGGCAGAAAGUAUACAAAUUAAAGAAGAAAGGUUUGAGACUCCUGUAGACACUUUAAAUUGCUCAAAUACAGAUCACCAGGAACAAAAGGAAGAUCUUAAGGAAAAAGACAACACAAAUCUGUUUCUUCAGAAGCCUGGCUCUUUCUCCAAAUUAAGCAAGCUUUUGGAAGUAGCUAAGAUGCCUCCCGAGUCAGAUAUUUUGACCCCCAAACCAAAUACUAGUGCUAAUGGGUGUACACUGUCUUAUCAGAACAGUGGGAAACAUUCACUGGGCAGCAUUCCAUCAGCAGCAACACAAAGCAACAUGGAGAAGACGGACUCCAAUCUAUUUAACACUGGUUCAAGUGGUCCAGGGAAAUUCUACAGUCCUCUCCCCAAUGACCAGUUGUUAAAAACAUUGACUGAAAAGAAUAGACAGUGGUUUAGCCUUUUGCCAAGAACACCUUGUGAUGACACUUCUCUUACCCAUGCGGAGAUGUCAAGUGUGUCUUUGGUGAUUCCUCAGUCCCAGCCACCAUCGAAGUCACCUUCACCUGCCCCAGCUCCUCUUAUUGGGUCAUCUUCUCAGAAUCCUGUUGGCUUAAAUCCAUUUGCUUUAUCGCCUCUACAGAUGAAAAGUGGAGUGUCUAUGAUGGGACUUCAGUUUUGUGGGUGGCCCGCCGGUGUACUUACCUCCAAUAUUCCAUUUACAUCACCUUUGCCUAACUUGGGACCAGGGUUGGGACUAUCAGAAGGAAAUGGUAAUUCAUUCUUGACUUCCAGUGUUGCAUCAAGUAAAAGUGAAUCUCCAGUCCCUCUGAAUGAAAAACCCUCUUCCACUCAACCAGCAGCUCUUGAAGUAGCAAAACCAGUAGAUUUUCCCAGUCCAAAACCCAUUCCAGAAGAAAUGCAAUUUGGUUGGUGGAGAAUUAUUGACCCAGAAGAUCUAAAAACUUUACUCAAAGUUCUACAUCUUAGAGGAAUAAGAGAAAAGGCAUUACAAAAACAGAUUCAGAAACAUUUGGAUUAUAUUACUCAAGCGUGUAUCAAGAAUAAGGAUGUUGCUAUUAUUGAAUUAAAUGAAAAUGAAGAAAACCAGGUGACUCGAGAUAUUGUGGAAAACUGGUCAGUAGAAGAACAAGCAAUGGAGAUGGAUUUGAAUGUCCUUCAGCAGGUAGAAGACCUAGAAAGGAGAGUUGCAUCAGCAAGUUUGCAAGUGAAGGGUUGGAUGUGUCCAGAGCCCGCAUCAGAAAGGGAGGACUUGGUAUAUUUUGAACAUAAGUCAUUUACUAAAUUGUGCAAGGAGCAUGAUGGAGAAAUUACUGGCGAAGACGAAAACAGUGCACAUGCACUAGAACGGAAGAGUGACAACCCCCUAGAUAUAGCUGUAACCAGGCUGGCUGAUUUGGAGCGGAACAUUGAAAGAAGGUAUCUGAAGAGCCCCUUAAGUACCACCAUUCAGAUCAAACUGGAUAAUGUGGGCACAGUUACUGUCCCUGCUCCUGCACCAUCCAUUAGUGGUGAUGGUGACGGAAUUGAAGAGGAUAUUGCUCCAGGGCUCAGGGUAUGGAGAAGGGCAUUAUCAGAAGCUCGCAGUGCUGCACAGGUAGCUCUGUGCAUUCAGCAGUUACAGAAAUCAAUAGCAUGGGAAAAAUCAAUUAUGAAAGUUUACUGCCAAAUCUGUCGGAAAGGAGAUAAUGAAGAGCUGCUUCUCCUUUGUGACGGCUGUGACAAAGGCUGUCAUACCUACUGCCACAGACCCAAGAUUACCACCAUACCAGAUGGUGACUGGUUUUGUCCAGCUUGCAUUGCUAAGGCAAGUGGUCAAACUAUAAAAGUCAAAAAACUUCAUGUCAAAGCAAAAAAGACCAAUGAGUUGAAGAAAGGCAAGAAAGUAGCUUUAACAGGGGAUACUGAAGAUGAAGACUCUGCAUCUACCAGUAGUUCCCUGAAAAGAGGAAACAAAGACCUCAAAAAAAGAAAAAUAGAGGAAAACACUUCUGCUAACUCAGCAAAACAAGAAAAUUUUACUUCUGUUAAGAAACCUAAAAGAGAUGAUAGCAAGGACCUGGGCCUGUGCAGUAUGAUCCUGACAGAAAUGGAGACUCAUGAGGAUGCAUGGCCUUUCUUACUUCCUGUAAACUUGAAACUUGUUCCUGGUUAUAAGAAAGUUAUCAAAAAGCCCAUGGAUUUUUCCACAAUUAGAGAUAAACUAAGUAAUGGACAGUAUCCAAACCUUGAAGCCUUUGCUCUAGAUGUCAGGCUUGUUUUUGACAACUGUGAAACAUUUAAUGAAGAUGAUUCUGAUAUAGGCAGAGCUGGCCACAGUAUGAGGAAAUAUUUUGAAAAAAAAUGGACAGAUACUUUCAAAGUGAGCUGAAUUUAUAACCUCUCCCUUCUUUUUCCCUUACACAAGGACAAAUAAGACCAGCAAUGUGAACUAUUUUUACAUAAAUGUGCAAGGCACAUAUCUAAUGACUUCUUUUCCUUAAAAUAUGUAUCAAAAAAAGUAUCAGAAGAAUGAUACCAUUUUUAAAGGCUUCACUCCUACAACAACCAAGACCCUGGGUUUUUGGUUCGUGUGAUUUAUCAGCUGAUUUAGGUAGAACAGGGAAGCACACCCAAAGAAUUUUCCAAGGAAAGGGUGUUAGAGUGCAAUAGCAAUUAAAAUAUAUCAAACCGCACUGAAUAUCCAACACCAGAGCUCUAAUGUGGGAAAUGAUUCUCCUUUCCCUCUCAAUAAAUAUCUAUUUUUCCUUUUUUUACUUUGUAGUUUAUUUUUUAGUGAAUGUAUUUAAUUUUAUGAAUUAUUUAUGAUUAAACCACAUCCAGAAUCUUCGUUUUCUGUGAAAAGGAAGAACUAGAAAAAAAAUUGCUUUAAAUCUUGAAAAUACAACAAGGAAUGUUUUAAAAUAUAAAACAAAGCCAAGUUAAACUGUUUACACUGAUGUGCUAUUAAAGCACCAAAAAUUAACUUUACUGUAGAAUUACAAGUACAUUUAUAUAUAUACAUAUAUAUAUACAUAUAUAUGUUGCUGAGUCACUUGUGUAGUUAAAUUGUAUUUCAAGACAGUGAAAAGAAUGACAUGUAUAUAAUGUUCAUUAUUGUUUAUAUUGUCUUGUUUUAAAUAUAUAUUAUGUGUAUAUAUUGUUUGGAGACAUUAUUGUUUAUGCCUUAGAAGGGUUGUAGCAUUUUAUUUUAGUCUGAAGGUAAUUACAGCUCUCCGGCUUGUACAGUAAUUAUCCUCUACCAACACUGUGGCGUCUCCCUAAUCUUGGUAGUGCCUGCCUUUGAAACAGGGUGUAGGGGAUAGUAAUUUUCCAUGUUUCUAUUUUGUUAUAUAAUUUUAAGCCACCAGGGUGGAAAUUGAAGUAUAAUCAUUUGUAUCCAUGUGGAACCAGAUCGUGACAACUUCCUACACACACAGUAUUUUUCAUGGAGACUUCUCCCUCCCAUUGACUUGCCUCAAAAAUAAAUGUAAAAGACAUUUGUAGCCACUGUGUUUUAUCUACUGUGUCUUGUGGUGGCCUGUUGGAGGACAAUAGAUCAGACUUUUUUUGUACUGAUGUAAGAGUACUUGAAGUUUUAUUUAAAAUAAAAUGUUGUGGAAAAGGUAGCAUUCUUUUUUUAGGAGUGUUAUUUUUCACUACUAUGUGUGGCACGGAUACAAUAAAAGACUUUUACAAACCAG
This is a messenger RNA of Dipodomys spectabilis (banner-tailed kangaroo rat), 8614 nucleotides long. It is a transcript of the gene Baz2b, whose product is annotated as bromodomain adjacent to zinc finger domain 2B. NCBI's taxonomy places the organism in Eukaryota, Metazoa, Chordata, Mammalia, Rodentia, Heteromyidae. The record is from RefSeq and is a predicted model, not a curated record. Bases 766 to 7302 code for a protein of 2178 amino acids. Gene Ontology annotation, molecular function: DNA binding; protein binding. The transcript is spliced from 40 exons.